CUCUCUCUCGCUCUCAAAUUGAGCGCCCAAAGUGGGUCGUGUCCUAAAAUGGGGUCUCGCUUUGCCUAAAUGGGGACAGUCACACGUGUCAUUGGUUUCAGACACACGCCAACGUUCAAGCGCUGACCUUGGCGGGUUGACGUGUCCUUGACCCAAUAACCCCCGCCAUGACCAUUGACACUCAAUUCCGCUCACUCAGUAAACUCGCAGCCGAGUGCCAGCGACAUAUUCAACGCCUUGACCUCGUCGAUUCAGUGACAGUACAAAAAGAACUCACGGCUCUUCUUCACAGCGAUUUACACGUCUUUGACCAAGAUAUACAAGCAAUCAAACAAUUGGCCGAUGAAGAGGAUCGUGAAGCGACAAAGCAGAAAAUAUUACAAAGACUGGCAGAAUAUGAAACCCAACUUCGACAUUUACGCGCCGUGUCAAGGCAAGCCAUUCUAAAAUCCAAACAGCAUGUACAGCAGUUGGAAAAGAGAAAUCGAGAAGAGCUGUUUGGUACGGCCUCACGGAUCAAUGGCAAGACAUUUUCGGAACAAUUCGAGUUGAAGCAGCGCUCUUCCAGCGGGCAUGAUGAAGCUGUUUUACGCGCUUCAUCCGAUGUGACCGAUGCUUUACGCCGUACCAGUGCACUUAUGCAACAAGAACUUGAAAAAAGCUCUUAUUCGACCAGUGUUUUGGCGGAUUCUUCCAAAACACUUUCCUCUACUUACCGCGAAUAUCAGAAUUUUGGAUCCCUGCUAACGAUUUCCAAACGACUCAUUGGACAACUGGAAACAUCCGACUGGUUCGAUCGUAUCACACUUCUUUUAGGAUUCCUUUUCUUUACAUCGGUGGUACUGUAUAUUAUUAAGAAAAGAACGUGGGAUGUCGGUAUUUCCUGGAUCAGCUGGUUAUCAGGGGCUCAGAAAUCGCCUUUGGCCGUAAAUUCUGUUUCAUCACUUCCUUCCUCCUCAUCCUCUCUAGUCGCUACUUCUACCGUCAUUGUACCACAACAGAUAUCGAUGAGUAAUCUUGCUACUCAAUCUAUAGCAUGGAAGGAUGAACUUUGAUGAGAAAAAGUUUUUUUUGGACCUAAUCAUGAUUGGUCAUAUUGGUGCUUGUGAACGUUUUGCCGAAUAAACUGAGAACGAAUUAUUCCCAAAAAAAUUGACUCUGAAAAUUUUGUCGGGCUUUUUUUUUUGUUUUUAUUUUCUUUGUUCAUUUCGAGGCUGCCGAUUUUUUUUUUUCUUCUU
Radiomyces spectabilis is the source of this 1238-nucleotide messenger RNA. Its product is annotated as Sec20-domain-containing protein. Bases 168 to 1055 code for a protein of 295 amino acids. Gene Ontology annotation, biological process: retrograde vesicle-mediated transport, Golgi to endoplasmic reticulum. Gene Ontology annotation, molecular function: SNAP receptor activity. Lineage: Eukaryota; Fungi; Mucoromycota; Mucoromycetes; Mucorales; Radiomycetaceae. The transcript has 5 exons. Gene Ontology annotation, cellular component: endoplasmic reticulum; SNARE complex. The record is from RefSeq and is a predicted model, not a curated record.